Molecule: messenger RNA, 1648 nt
Organism: Cajanus cajan (pigeon pea)
Lineage: Eukaryota; Viridiplantae; Streptophyta; Magnoliopsida; Fabales; Fabaceae
Product: putative UDP-rhamnose:rhamnosyltransferase 1
Molecular function (GO): UDP-glucosyltransferase activity
Source: RefSeq, a predicted model, not a curated record
AUAACUUGAUAUAUUCUCUUCUUCAGUAGAGCUAGAACAUAGACCUAGAAAAUGUCUAUGAAUGCAAUUCAUGUAAUGAUGUUUCCAUGGUCUGCCUUUGGCCACUUGAUACCAUUUUUCCAACUUUCCAUAGCCUUGGCCAAAGCUGGUGUUCGUGUCUCCUUCAUAUCAACUCCCAAAAACAUUCAAAGGCUUCCCAAACUUCCUUCAACUUUAGCUCAUUUGGUUGAAUUGGUACAACUUCCUUUGCCAACAUUAGACAAAGAGCUCUUGCCAGAAGGUGCUGAGGCCACAGUAGACAUUCCAUUUGAACAAAUUCAGUACUUGAAGUUAGCAUAUGACCAACUGCAGCAUGCUGUGAAGCAAUUUGUGGCCAAUGAGUCACCAGAUUGGAUAAUCUGUGAUUUCAGUCCCCACUGGAUGAAAGACAUUGCCCAAGAGUUUCAGGUAAGGCUAGUUUUCUAUUCUGUUUUCUCAGCCUCUGCAAUGGCAAUAAUUGGACCGUGUACGAGGAAAUUUCCCAUAUAUCCAGAAAGUCUAACAGUACCACCAGAGUGGGUGACAUUUCCAUCAUCAGUGGCUUUUCGAAGACAGGAGGCAAUAGCUUUUUGUGCUGGUGUCAACCAGGUAAAUGCUUCUGGGGUAUGUGACUGGGAAAGGAUGGCCACGGUAUGCGGUGCCUCUAAAGCUGUAUUAUUCCGUAGCUGCAACGAGAUUGAAGGAGAAUAUCUGAAUUUAUUCCAGAAACUUGUUGGGAAGCCUGUGAUUCCCAUUGGUUUAUUGCCUGUAGAAAGGCCAGAAAGAGAAAGAGGAAUUGUUGAUGGGUGUAGUGAUGAUAUAUUUGAGUGGCUUGAUAAGCAAGGAUCCAAAUCAGUUGUAUUUGUAGGGUUUGGCAGUGAGUGCAAGCUGAGCAAGGAUCAAGUUUUUGAGAUAGCUUAUGGACUUGAGGAGUCUCAAUUGCCAUUUUUAUGGGAAUUAAGAAAACCAAGUUGGGCAAGCACUGAUCAGGAUUCUGUACCUUAUGGUUUUCAUGGAAGGACAUCUAAUAGAGGAAUUGUUUGUAUGGGAUGGAUACCACAGCAGGAAAUAUUGGCACAUCCAUCUAUCGGGGGCUCUUUGUUUCACUCUGGCUGGGGCUCAGCCAUUGAAGCCUUACAGUUUGGUCAUAGCCUAGUUGUAUUACCCUUCAUUAUAGAUCAACCUCUUAAUGCAAGGUUUUUGGUGGAAAAGGGAUUAGCCAUCGAAGUGAAAAGAAAUGAAGAUGGGUCAUUCACAGGAAAUGACAUUGCCAGAUCCCUUAGACAAGCUAUGGUAUUGGAGGAAAGUAAGAAGCUCAGAAUUAAUACAAGAGAAGCUGCUGCAGUUGUAGGAAACUUGAAGCUGCACCAGGAUCUUUACAUAGCUGCAUUUGUUCAGUUUCUUAAAGAUGAAACUGGAAACUAACAUGAAGUUGAAGAGUUCGUAACAGUAUUCUGGGUUGGACUGAUAGUCAUUUAGUUUUUAAUAUUUCUUGUUUUCACAUUCUCUCUGAAACAUCCGUCUGCCACUGUCAAUUUUAACAAUUCGAACAAUCAUUUAUGUGAAAAAUAUUAGUGAACUGGUUUGUAUUGAACAAUCAUUUAAAUAAACUGUUCCUGUUCUUGUUCAA